Ananas comosus (pineapple) is the source of this 583-nucleotide messenger RNA. RefSeq lists its product as uncharacterized. The transcript has 3 exons. The record is from RefSeq and is a predicted model, not a curated record. The coding region runs from base 68 to 550 and encodes 160 amino acids. Lineage: Eukaryota; Viridiplantae; Streptophyta; Magnoliopsida; Poales; Bromeliaceae.
ACAUAGAAGGCAAGAAGAUUCGGGGAAAAAUUUCGAUGAGGAUCCGAAAGAUUCAUCUCACCCCUCUAUGUCGACGACUAUUCCUACUCCAUCGGCCCAACAUUCAGAGAAGCGGCUGACAGAUUCUUCAAUUCAAUCGCCGCAACAAAAAUGGCAUAAAACUUUCGCAAUAAAAUUUCGUUCUCAACCUUCAUCUGCUCCUUGUGCUUCGACCGAGGACCUAUCUUCAGCAGAGGUUCCCUCGGCUACAAUUUCGGCCGAGGAAUUGGUGUCUUUUCGGCCUACUGAUCAAAUAUUGACCGAGGUUUAUCUUCAGCCUAUCUCAAUCAAUUCCUCUUCUUUUUCUCAUUCUUCAAUUGGAUCACCCACGUUAUCCCCUGCAAUCAAACAGCUAAAAAAAGCUUCCAUUGGAAAAAUCCCACAUUCUCACUUUGCUUUAGCCCUAAGGAAAGCGAUUUCUUAUGCUGAAAGGCAAGCCCGUCGGGUGGCUCACCUUGACAAGAAGCCGGAGGAAGAGAGAAAACGAGCAGAAAAAGGUAAAAAAAAUUAAAAAAGUAAAAAAAAAAAGAAGAAAAAAGAGAAA